Paramecium sonneborni is the source of this 2845-nucleotide messenger RNA. NCBI's taxonomy places the organism in Eukaryota, Ciliophora, Oligohymenophorea, Peniculida, Parameciidae. The record is from the annotation of a GenBank genome assembly.
AUGAGUUAUUUAGCUUAAUCAAGUCGAUUAACUGCUCUACUUAUUAGUCUAAAAAAUAAGAAAUUAAUAACUCCUGAUCAAUAUACACGUUUAUGUGAUUAUGCCAUCAACGAUAAUCCUGAAUUGAAAGCUCUUUUUAUGGAUUAUGAAAAGGGGUUGUCUUAAAAUGAUUUUUUAUCAGGAGUUUCAAUCAUACUCAACAAUAAGAAUGGAAGCGAACAUAUUAUUAAAUCUUAUUUGUACUCUUAUUAUAAAUAAAAUUAGUGAGUCUGUUGUUAGCAUCAAUUCACAAUUAAAAGAAAAUAUAAAAGAAUUUUAUCGAGAUAUUAAGGUAAUAGAUAAUUUUCAUAUCAAUUAUUUUCUAGACAAAUAUGAAUGAAAUUUACGAAGAAUGUUUUAAAGCCUAACAUCAUUUAUAAGAAAUUAAAGACUUAAUAAAAUUAGUCCUAAAGCAAUUUUAUGUGGAGGAAUUUUACCUAAUUCAAUUUGAAGAGGGACAUUAAUGUGUUAUUCUUACAAAUAAUUUUGAUUUCAGGUUCUUUAAAGAAGAAUACAAAAUUAGUUCUUGGGCUCAUAAAUAAAAUGCUCAUUAAUUAAAUAAUACAUAAACAGAACAUUAUUCAUUACUUAAAACACAUAAUCUCCCUAAAUAAUAUAUUAUCUCAUAACAUGCUGUACUCUUUUUGACUUUUAGUGAUAAUGUUAAUAAAACAUAUUCAUAGUUUUUUAUGGCUACCUUUCUUUAUGAUAAAUUUAUCACCUUAAUUUAUUAAGGAUAUUAAAUUAUUGGAUUAACAAAAUUGCAAUCUGUUAGAACUGAAAUUCUGUAACUAGUAUCUAGAACAAUUGAAUUAUAUAAUUAUAAAUUGAUGUUUCAAAUUUUAGUUUAGAUCAUGCAAUAGUUUAAUUUAUAAAACUUGUUGUGUCAAUUUGAAAAAGAAUUGACUAAAUAACAAACUAUAUCAAAUUAUUUAUUGAUAUUACUUUCAAGUGAUUUAGAUAUUAUAGGUAUUGAAUUAGAGGGAAAUCUCUCUUAACAACUAGUUAAUAAAGUUAAAAGUACUUUUAAAAAAUCAAUCAAAAAAUAUAAAAAAAAAUUAAAACUUAAAAAGGACCUAUUAGAAUCAUUUUAAUAAGUCACUUAACAUAAUGAAAUGAUUAUGUGCUUGUUUUUCAACAAUUUUUUAAAUCUUUACUAUAUGACAGUCUAAUGGAAUCAUGAUUAAUUUGUGUAAUUAUUUAAUGAUAUUAUCAAUCUAGUUAAAAAUAUAGUUUGCCCAAAGAAAUUCAUUAUGCUGACCCUAUAUACAAAAUAUUUGAUAAGAACCCAAUAAUUAUUUAAAAAGUAAAAGAAAUUAUAGAUUCUUAAAAAGAUCAUUUGGAAUUUAAUGAUGGAUUUUUUAAAUUCUCAUUAAAGAUAGAAAGAGGAUUUAAAAAAUAAAUCAAAUAAAUUUCUAUAUUUUUAUUUAAUAUUUAAGUUAAAAGGUAAAACAAUUAUAUAUACUAUAGACCUCUUGCAGAAUUAUUUAGGAUAUUUAGAAACAAAGUGAAAAUUUUACUUACAAUAAGAAAGGCAACUUUAGCCUUUAAAUCCAAAUAACUUAUGUUGGAAAAUUAAUUUCUGAGAUAAUCAGCUUUAGUUAUGUAUCUUCCAGAUUAAGACAGAAGAAGAAUAACACAAACUGCUAAUUAAGAUCAUGAUUAAGAUUUGGAGAAAUAUAGAAAUUACACAAUGAAAUAAGCAACAAAAAAAAUAUAAUCAUUUUUGAAUAAAUAUGAUGAAGAAGAUGUAAAAAAUCCUGAACUUAGAAGAAUUGCAGUUGAUCCAAAUUUAUAGUAAAAAUUACUCGAUUACGAGUUUAAUCUUCUUAAUAAAAAAAUGUAUAAAAAUAAAUAUAUUAUUGCUUUUAAUCUAUUUUAAAUGUGCGAAUAUACAAAAUAGUUUCCAUUACUUAAUAAAGAAUUUAUUAAUUUUAUGACAGUUUUGAAAUAUAAGUACAAUAAAAAGUCAAAUCCAUUUCAUAAUUUUACUCAUGGUGUUAAUGUUAUGCACGGUUGUUUUUUAUUUGGUCAUCAUUAAAAAUUUGGUUCAUAUUUUUCAGAUUUACAAAGAUAUGCUAUGACUUUUGCUGGAUUGUGUCAUGAUGUAGAUCAUUCUGGAACAACAAACUUAUUUUAAGUGAAUGCUUAAACUAAAUUAGCAUUAUUAUAUAAUGAUAAAUCGGUACUUGAAAAUCAUCAUGUUGCAGUAACAUAUAAAAUUUUAGCUCAAAAAUCAUGUGAUUUUUUUGGUUAAAUACCAAAAACAGAUAGAAUUACUAUAAGAAAAUAUGUUGUAAAUAAUAUUUUAGCAACAGAUAAUCAAUACCAUUUUAAUCUGUUAAAUGAUAUAGAGAUUAGAUUUGGAUAAUCUAAAGGAGAUAUUAAAAUAUUUGGUAUUUUACAUAAUAAUUAUUAAAUUUAGAAACUGAAGAAAAUAAACUCUUGUUAAGUGGAUUCUUGACACAUGCAGCAGAUUUCUUUGGAGCAGCCAAAUAAUAUCAAGUAGCAAGAGCAUGGAGUGAAAGAUUAAGAAAAGAAUUUUAAGCUUAAGUAACUUUAUUUAAAUUAUAUUAUUUAGUCUCAAUUAGAAGAUAUUAUUGGUAUUGCUUAAACUCCAUAUUUAAGAAAUUUAGACAAUGAAGUUUAAUAUGCUAAAAAUGAAGCAGGUUUUUUAAAAGUUAUUGUUAAACCAAUUUAUGAGUCAUUAAACAAUUAUUCUGAUGGAGCUUUGUAGCUAUAAGUAGCUAAUAUCAACUUAAGCAUUAAAAAAUAUGAAGAGAUUAUUGAAUCAGCUAAUCAAUGA